UCACCAGCCAUGAUGACCACGCAGCUCUCGCAGGUGCAUCAGCACUACCACCUCGACUGUGAGGCCGCCGUUAACAUCCAGAUGAACCUGGAGCUCUACGCCUCCUACGUGUACUUGUCGGUGGGCUACUACUUCGACGGGGACGAUGUAGCCCUGAAGGCCUUCUCCCACUUCUUCCUGCAGCUGUCGUGCGAGGAGAGUGAGCACGCCCAUAGGCUGACGCAGCUGCAGAACCUGCACGGAGGCCGCCUCUGCCUCCGUCUCCACAAUAUCGGGAAGCCAGACCAAGACGACUGGGAGAGCGGCCUGGAGGUCAUGAAGUGCACCUUACAUCUGGAGAAGUGCAUCAGCCAGAGCCUGCUCGAUCUGUACCAGCUGGCCACCGACAAGAAUGACGCCCAUUUGUGCGACUUCCUGGCGAAUCACCACCUGAAGGAGCAGGUCAAGUCCAUGAAAGAGUUGGGCGGCCAUAUCACCAACCCGCACAAGAUGGGGGCCCCAGAAGAUGGCAUGGCAGAGUACCUCUUUGACAAGCUCACCCUGGGUGACGGCAAUAAGAACUGAGCUUGGACUGCCUUCCCCAGAGCCACGGGG
Molecule: messenger RNA, 594 nt
Organism: Equus quagga
Lineage: Eukaryota; Metazoa; Chordata; Mammalia; Perissodactyla; Equidae
Product: ferritin heavy chain-like
Exons: 1
Coding region: 10-564 (184 amino acids)
Biological process (GO): iron ion transport; intracellular iron ion homeostasis
Cellular component (GO): cytoplasm
Molecular function (GO): ferric iron binding; ferrous iron binding
Source: RefSeq, a predicted model, not a curated record